Dufourea novaeangliae is the source of this 855-nucleotide messenger RNA. Its product is annotated as isochorismatase domain-containing protein 2-like. The transcript is spliced from 4 exons. NCBI's taxonomy places the organism in Eukaryota, Metazoa, Arthropoda, Insecta, Hymenoptera, Halictidae. Bases 131 to 736 code for a protein of 201 amino acids. The record is from RefSeq and is a predicted model, not a curated record. Gene Ontology annotation, cellular component: cytoplasm.
GGGACCAAGUAACUCAGAGGGUUGAAAUUCGUAGACAUUGCGAUAGUGACCUCCUUGACUGAUUUUCUGUGAGACAAACGAACACUAUUUUGAAUUCUACCUUAAUUUUUUUACGCAUUACUGUCGAAAAAUGGUAAUGAACGCUGCCAGAGCAAUCCUCAAACAGGGGAAAAGCGCUUUGCUAAUAUGCGACGUCCAAGAAAAGUUUGCUAAGGCUAUGCUCGAAUUUGAUAAGGUCACGCAAAACUCGGUAAAACUGAUUGACGCAUUAAAGCUCUUAGAGGUCCCGAUAUUAGUUUCUGAACAAAAUCCAAAUGCUUUGGGUAAAACAAUUCCUGCAUUCGAUAUUUCUGGUGCCAAAGGACCGUUCCCAAAAACUCAAUUUAGCAUGUGCACACCUGAAAUAACUAAAGAACUUUGUACAAUUUGUUCCGGUCAAAAACCAGAAGCAAUUAUCCUAAUUGGUCUUGAGACCCAUGUAUGCAUAGAGAAUACUGCAAUUGACUUAAGACAGAAUGGAUAUGAAGUGCAUACUGUUGCAGAUUGUUGUACUUCACGUACUCAAGAGGAUAGAUUAUUGGCUUUAGAGAGGAUGAGAGGAAUUGGGUGUCAUAUAACUACCUCAGAGAAUGUUAUUUUUAAAUUACUGGCAGAUGCCAAUCAUAAAGAGUUCAAAAAUAUUCAGCGUUUAGUAAAGACACCAACCUUGCCUACAGGCCUUACCUCAAAAAUAUGAAUUACUAUGACAAUACUUUAUUAUGCCAUAGUUAAGUCUUUACAUAAUAAUUGAAUAUUACAUAAAACUAUUCUGUUUUUGUGAUAUUUUGUACGAAUUUUGUUAUUAAAUUUUUAGGU